UGUUAUUUGUUGCACCAGCAGGCAGCAAAGAACUUCAUCAUCGAAAAGAUUCUUGUUCUCUACAGGCUCAGCGAUGCCAUGGCUUUCUGCUUCUUUCGGUAUAUAAAGAGGAGCCAAGCCAUCGCCAGAUCUCAACACAAGCUUCUCUCUGAGUCUCCUCUUCCAUCCACAACGAAGGAAAAAGACCUUCAGCUUCCAUUACAGACAUGGCAUGCCACCUCAGAUCUGCGAGUGUGCCUUCAAGCCCCUGCUCCGGCAAAACCAAUGUUGAAGGACAGCUUCAGAGCAUAAACGCUGCUGCCUCCUCACCUUCUUCGACCAUCGACACAAUGUGUUAUGGGUUGAGGAGGCUUGGAGACAUCUACAACUGCAUCGAUGAGCUCACAUCCUUGCCUAGCAGCCAAGUUCUCCUCUGCAGGCAGCAGCAGAGGCUUGCUGUUGAGCAAGAGCUUGAGCGGUCCCUCGUCUUGCUUGACCUCUGCAACACGAUGCAAAUGAGCUUUUGUGAGCUCAAGGAGAGCGUUCAGGACAUGCAACUGGCUAUCAAGAGAGGCAAUGGUGUGGCUCUUCAGGCCAAGAUGCAGUCUUGGUUCCGCCUGACCAAGAAAGCACAAAACCAGCUCAAGAAGAUCAGCAAGAAGUCUGCUCCGGCUGAUCUCCAGAGCUGCCGGGUGGUCAAUCUGUUGGCUGAAGCUAGAGAAGCCGCUGUCAAAAUGAUUGAAUCCUCGAUGGAGCUGCUUUCAAAGAAAAUUACAGCGCCGAAUUCUGGCAAGCUGUCUCUUGUAUCCAAGGCAUUCCAGAAGAAAAGAGUUGUAUGCGAGGAGGAGCAAUUGCAGGUGCUCGAGUCGAACAUUGUUGAUCUUGAGAAUGGAGUCGAGACUUUGUUUAGGAGAUUGAUCCAGAGCAGAGUUUCUCUUCUGAAUACUCUCAGCUUGUAGAUUAG
Molecule: messenger RNA, 943 nt
Organism: Brachypodium distachyon (stiff brome)
Lineage: Eukaryota; Viridiplantae; Streptophyta; Magnoliopsida; Poales; Poaceae
Exons: 1
Coding region: 207-938 (243 amino acids)
Biological process (GO): shoot system development; root development
Source: RefSeq, a predicted model, not a curated record